Osmia lignaria (orchard mason bee) is the source of this 1605-nucleotide messenger RNA. It is a transcript of the gene Ccdc85, whose product is annotated as coiled-coil domain-containing protein 85. The record is from RefSeq and is a predicted model, not a curated record. Lineage: Eukaryota; Metazoa; Arthropoda; Insecta; Hymenoptera; Megachilidae.
CAUUGCAGCCUGGAGCUAAAUUAGCCGCGAUGUCCAAUAAGAGUAAGUCCCAGCCGCAGCAGCAGCAGCAGCAGCAGCAACAGCAACAGCAGCAGCAACAGCAACAGCAACAGCAACAGCAACAGCAACAUCCUUCGCACGUGAUCAAAACAGCAGUGGAUCAAGUACCACCGCGGUAUCAACCACCGCCGCAACCGACCAGUGGUAUUCUCAAGAAUCAUCCUCAUUUCGUUGCGAACCCUUCCGUGCAGACUUCCGUGUCAACUUCGGUUCAAGGUCCAGCCGCGACCUUGAAUCAUCAUCAGCCGACGCAACAGCGACCGGUGUCGCAGCAAAAGGAUGCGCAGAGCAAGUAUUCGCCGAGGAUAGAACAUCGACAUCAUCCUCAAGGCGGAAACACGUUGACUGCACCCGUCACAAAAACUCAACCGCAUAGUUACCUUCAGGCCAAGAUCGGCCAAGGUCAAUACUUGCCACCUAACGGUCAAUAUCCCACGGUAAAUAGUACACAAACACCGCCGAUCAGACAAAGGAUCAGCGACGAAGAGUUCCUGAGGCUCGGACCCGUGGAGAUGCUUAAAUUUGUCCGCAAGACGGAGAGCGACAUCGCGAGGCUCGCCGCCGAGCAAAAUCGACAGAUACAGAGUUUGCUGAGCGAAUUACGAGCUCUGAAAGAGGCGAACCAAAGACUAAGCGAUGAUAAUCAAGAACUACGGGAUCUCUGUUGUUUUCUGGACGAUGAUCGGCAGAAGGGACGAAAAUUGGCGAGGGAAUGGCAAAGAUUUGGACGAUACACGGCGAGUGUUAUGCGACAAGAAGUUUCCGCGUAUCAGAAUAAGUUGCGUCAGUUGGACAAUAAACAGCAAGAGCUGAUCAAGGAUAAUCUUGAAUUGAAGGAACUGUGUCUUUAUCUGGACGAAGAGAGAGGAGGUGGUCAGAGAGACGACGGGGAUGGUUCGAGUUCCAGCACCAAUGCCGAGGAAACUGCACCUCCUAGACCUAGGCAUAUUUCUACCUUUAAUGCUGAAAUACACUUUACAGAUCAAACUAUGCAGUAUGUAAGGAGUUUGGAACAGCGGGUAAAGCAACUCGAAGAAGACAAGAGUGUCCUGCAAGCGCGCGCCCAAGGAUGGGAAGUACAACCCGGCGAAAUUUGGGGAAACCAAAAUAGUCCUGGUGAAAAUCCUCACAUAGGAGGUCGACCCGAAGCAGUGGUACGAGCUCUUCAAGUUCUCGAAGUUAGAGAACAACUUGAAAGAGAGGGUGGCCACGAUGGAGAGAAGGCUUUGGUUAGAGAAAUGUGCAAUGUUGUUUGGCGGAAAUUGGAAGAAGGUCCACAAACGAGGCAUUGAUAACCGUUCUUUUUCUUAACGCGAUUCGUCAAAUCAUAGUGUAAAUCACGCAAUCCGUUCGUCUGGAUAGCGUAUCCGAUAGUAUUAUAGUAGUUAAUGUAAAUGUUACGAAUUUCAUAGAUUUAUACGUAUGUACCUCUACAAGUAUUUCGAUGUAAGUAUCAAUGUGCCUAGUGUGCGAAUUUUGUAUAAAUAUCGUAGCGCCGUUAGAUUGCCUACAUGAAUUGUUAACAAACUUUAUUUUUAUUAUAAA